AUGGUAGAUGGCUUGGACUUCAUUAAGGAAAGUUCCUUCCACAGAGAGUACUCUCUUAAAAGCAUGAUAAGUCCACAAAUUGUUUCUGAAAUGGAAUUAACUCAACUGGCUCUGAUUCAGCCACUAAUACUCACUAUUAAAGAGGAAUCAGUUCUCAAGGAUUCAUUUAAGAUGCUUCAGAAAACAGAAUUUGGAAUUUUUCAGGAAUUUAUGUCUUUAGAUUUUAAGAAUAAGCCUGAUGAGUUCAUCUAUGGGAGUAAAUUAAGCAACAGAGAGAAAAACAGAUAUCGAGACAUUCUUCCAUACGAUUCAACACGUGUUCCUCUUGGGGAAAACAAGGACUACAUCAAUGCUAGUUAUAUUAGAAUAAUCAAUUCUGAAGAAGAGUAUUUUUAUAUAGCUACUCAAGGUCCUCUGCCAGGUACCAUGGACGACUUUUGGCAAAUGGUUGUGGAAAACAACUCUGAUGUUAUUGUGAUGAUAACCAGAGAACUUGAAGGUGGAAUAGUCAAAUGCCACCACUACUGGCCCAUUUCUGUAAGCAAGCCUUUGGAAUUGAGAAGCUGUCGUAUUUUCCUGAAGAACUACCAGAUGCUUCGAGAUUUUGUCAUUCGAAUAUUUCAAGUUGUAAAAAAGUCUACAGGAACUAGUCAUCUUGUAAAACAAAUGCAAUUCACCAACUGGCCAGACCAUGGCACUCCUACCUCAGUAGAUGAUUUUAUAAAGUAUGUUCGCUAUGUGAGGAAGAGCCACCUUACAGGACCUCUCGUGGUUCACUGCAGUGCUGGCGUAGGCCGGACGGGGGUAUUUUUAUGUGUGGACGUCGUGUUCUGUGCCAUUGAAAAGAACUUUACGUUCAAUAUCAGGAAUAUAGUGUCCCAAAUGAGACAACAACGUCCCGGCAUGAUUCAAACGCAGGAGCAGUAUAAGUUUUGCUAUAAAGUUGUGCUUGAUGUUUUCCGGAAGAUUAUGUCUCACUUAAAAUUGUCAUGA
Molecule: messenger RNA, 993 nt
Organism: Sorex fumeus (smoky shrew)
Lineage: Eukaryota; Metazoa; Chordata; Mammalia; Eulipotyphla; Soricidae
Gene: PTPN20
Product: protein tyrosine phosphatase non-receptor type 20
Exons: 7
Coding region: 1-993 (330 amino acids)
Biological process (GO): protein dephosphorylation
Molecular function (GO): protein tyrosine phosphatase activity
Source: RefSeq, a predicted model, not a curated record